Molecule: messenger RNA, 987 nt
Organism: Nerophis lumbriciformis (worm pipefish)
Lineage: Eukaryota; Metazoa; Chordata; Actinopteri; Syngnathiformes; Syngnathidae
Source: RefSeq, a predicted model, not a curated record
AUGCUGCGAUUCCUCUUCCAACGCCUGCUCUGGUUCGGGGUCACGCUGUGGGUCGUUGUGACCGUGUCCUUCUUCCUGAUGCGGCAAGUGCGCGGCGGUCCCUUCGAUGGCGAACGCGCCUUGAACGAGGCCAUCGAACGCAACAUCAAGGCUCGCUAUCACCUCAAUUGGCCCCAGUGGAAGCAGUAUAUGCAGUACGUGGGCCCGUUCAACCUCGACGAUCACAGCGCUGAGUUCCUGGGCGGCGAUGGCACCGAUGUCUUCACCGGCGUCUUGGUUGGCGACUUCGGACCGUCGUUUAAGUACCGCGACUUCACCGUCAACGACAUCAUCGGCCAAUCUUUGCCAAUCUCCGUUUCCCUCGGGGUGAUCUCGCUCAUGUGGGCGCUCUUGCUCGGACUCAGCGCGGGAGUCUUGUCGGCUUUGUGGCGCGGAUCCACCGCCGACGUCGGGUUGCGUCUCGUUGCAACAACGGGCAUUGCGCUGCCGAACUUCACGGUGGCUGGAUUCCUCGUUAUUUUUUUCGUCUUCAUGAUCCCGCUCUUGCCCGUCGCGGGCUACGGGUCGUGGCGUCACCUGGUCUUGCCCGGCUUCGCGCUGGGUGCGCCCUUCGCGGCCUACAUCGCGCGGCUCACGCGGACAGGGAUGUUGGAAGUGCUCUCCCAAGAUUUUAUUCGAACGGCCCACGCCAAAGGGUUGCCGCCAAGGCUGGUGCUGUUACGCCACGCCCUGAAAGGAGGGCUCCUGCCUGUCGUCAGCUACUUGGGUCCCGCGACCGCCGGCAUCCUUACGGGUAGCCUCGUGAUCGAGCGCAUCUUCGCCAUCCCCGGCACGGGGUCGCAUUUCGUCAAUAGCGCGCUCAACCGUGACUACACCCUCGCGAUGGGCGUCACCAUUCUCUACACGGUACUCGUCUACGCCUUGAACACUCUGGUGGACUUCGCCUACACCCUCCUCGAUCCACGCAUCCGGUUGGAGGAUAGCUAA